This is a messenger RNA of Callorhinus ursinus (northern fur seal), 1989 nucleotides long. It is a transcript of the gene GRAP, whose product is annotated as GRB2 related adaptor protein. The record is from RefSeq and is a predicted model, not a curated record. Gene Ontology annotation, molecular function: protein binding. Lineage: Eukaryota; Metazoa; Chordata; Mammalia; Carnivora; Otariidae.
GCUCUCAAAACAAAGGAAGACAGUCCUCGACUGCAGAGGAAGCAGGAAGAGCCGACCCUGCUCGGAGCCCAGCUGCUCGGGCCUGGGACCAGCGGGAUGGAGUCCGUGGCCCUGUACAGCUUCCAGGCCACGGAGAGUGAUGAGCUGGCCUUCAACAAGGGGGACACACUCAAGAUCCUGAACAUGGAAGAUGACCAGAACUGGUACAAGGCUGAGCUCCGAGGCGCUGAGGGCUUUAUUCCCAAGAACUACAUCCGCAUCAAGCCCCAUCCGUGGUACUCGGGCAGGAUUUCCCGGCAGCUGGCCGAAGAGAUUCUGAUGAAGCGGAACCACCUGGGAGCCUUCCUGAUCAGGGAGAGUGAGAGUUCCCCUGGGGAGUUCUCCGUCUCCGUGAACUACGGUGACCAGGUGCAGCAUUUCAAGGUGCUGCGCGAGGCCUCGGGGAAGUACUUCCUGUGGGAAGAGAAGUUCAACUCCCUGAACGAGCUGGUGGAUUUCUACCGCACCACGACCAUCGCGAAGCAGCGGCAGGUCUUCCUGCGGGACGAGGAGCCCCUGCUCAAGCCCUCCCAGGCCUGCUUUGCCCAGGCCCAGUUUGACUUCUCGGCCCAGGACUCCUCACAGCUCAGCUUCCACCGCGGUGACAUCAUCGAGGUCCUGGAGCGCCUUGACCCCCACUGGUGGCGGGGCCGGUUGUGCGGACGCAUUGGCUUCUUCCCGCGGAGCUACGUCCAGCCAGUGCAGCUGUGACCGCAGUGGGGCCCGGGGGCGGGGACAGAGCCGGCAGAUCAUCCAUCCACCAGACACUGAGGUCCAGAGAGAAGACAUGGACACCCCGUCCCCGGGACCCACGGGACUCAGCCGACGGUCUUCGACCUGAACGUGGGUCUUCUCACUGCCGGGCUAGGCGCCCACUGCUUUGCAGAAACUGGAAUGGGCCCCGGGGCCCAAGAACCACUGUGAUGUUCAGUGCCCAGCAGGCAAGGGGAGCUCCCGGGGCUUCCCGCUGGUCUCUUCCUCUUGGCUACCAGCUGCAGGGUGCCCUUGGGGGAAGAAGCCCCCCCACCUCCGGCCAUCACUGGCCCCAACCUCAGGGAGAGUUGAGGACUCCUAGGUUGCAGGCUUUGGGGGCUCUGCCCAAGGAAGCAUGCGUGUGGUUCAUGGGUUCACCUUGGGCUGACCAUCUGCUGGGCCCACCUGCUCCACCCUCAGAUGGCCCCUUGAGGGGUGCUGGCUACUGGGAAGGUGGCUUAGUGAUGAGGGAGAGGAUGGGGGCUGCACACCCGGUGGCCUGGACCAAUGGACUGACUCCAGGUAGAGACCGACUUCUCGGCAGCCCCAUGAAACUUUGGGCUCCACUUGGGUGUCCCACACCCCCGCCCCACCACGGACACUUUGUGGAGACCCACAGGAGGUGGGCAGUGAUGAAGGACACAGAGGGAGGCUCUCCUCUCCAGCAGGCGCAACACAAUGGACAAGCUCCAUGGGGCGGGCCCAGGGCGCGGACCCUUGGAGGACCUGCCCACCCUGGCUCUCGUUUGCUGGGGUCCAAGUUCUGCCCAGACCCAGGCCCCCAAGCUCAGCGCAACUACAGGCCAGGUGGGAAGUCAGGGCCACGGCUGGACUGGAAGGUCUAACGGCAUCUGGAAUGGGACCCUGGCUUGAGGAAAGGUGGGGUGUCCACACAGAAUGUGCAACCAGCAGGAGGUAGCAAGGGGCACCUGCCCAGGGCCUUGGCACCUUUGGGAGCAGGAAGAGUGAGGGGGACUCAGAAAGCGCUUUGGAUGCCAGGCUGGUGGAGGAGGGGGCAGUGAGCGGGAAGGCAGGGAGAGGAAGAUCUCAUGGCAGCUGGGAGCACAUGGGAUGGGGGUAAGAGCCCAGGGAGGGGGCCCUAGGCUCGCCCUCUGCCCAGGGCUGGCCAGUGGCCCUUCAAGUCCUGAGCUGCUCCUGACCUGGGCCUGUGUUUUCAAAAUAAAAACAGUAAACUGA